Patiria miniata (bat star) is the source of this 1986-nucleotide messenger RNA. Its product is annotated as CDK5 and ABL1 enzyme substrate 1-like. Gene Ontology annotation, biological process: regulation of cell cycle. The transcript is spliced from 10 exons. The record is from RefSeq and is a predicted model, not a curated record. Bases 28 to 1686 code for a protein of 552 amino acids. NCBI's taxonomy places the organism in Eukaryota, Metazoa, Echinodermata, Asteroidea, Valvatida, Asterinidae.
UCAUGGUGGCGCUAUCAUUCUAAAACGAUGGCGGAGGUGGGCAGGCGAAGAUACCAAAAAAGUGCGAAAAGAAGAUCCGAUGCAAUAAAUUUUCUAGCCAACAUUUCGCUUGACGGUAGUUUUUCACAGCCAGAAGACAGUCCAGUCAAGGCAGAGGAUAAAAAUGAAUCUCGUGGGGAGAAGGGAACAGCAAGAAUUGUCGCUGAACAACAAGAGAAGCAGACGUCGGACUCGACUUUGUACGUUCCAAAAGUACGGGACACGACAGAGACGGACGCUUCGACCAGCGAGAUAAUGUUAAAGCCCCGGGCGACUGAGAGCUUUUCCCCCGGCGAGGCCCGCGGCCGCACACGCUCAGCCGCCAAGGCAGUUAUCGGAGCAUCCUAUGGAGGUUUACGCGUCAAGUCGUUCUCCAGUGAUAAAGGGUCGCCGCUUCUUCCAAGUAAAUUCGAUCCAGGAUCAAGACCGAGAGCUCAAACACAGAUCUCCGCAGCUGAGCAGAUUAAACGCCGCCCUCAUCACCCAGGGCUGGCCAUUGAUUGCGCUGUGGUUGAGGGCGCUGUUGCUCCCAAGCCAGCGCCCUACCAUCACCAUCACCAUCAUCAUCACCAUCAUCCUCAUCAUGGUGUGUUGAGCUCUCAGAUCCUGAGUGCCGACACGGAUGCCGCACAGCUUGUCAGCGCCUUGAAAGACAGACCAACAUGCACCGGCGUGGUGCAUACCACGCAGCCGCUGCCGCAGCAUUGGCACAAACUAAGCAGAGUUCUCUUGGUGUCUGCACGGAAGGUUCCAUUCUCCCUGUACUCAGUCUUGCCGUACAGCCGACGCAGUCAACAUGGAUUACUCAGGAAUGACUCUGAUACUAUUGCCUCUGGCCGCACCAGGAAGAGUUCUGGAACCAGAGGCGUGGGGAGCGAUACCAUGUCCGGUCUCACUGGCAUAGAGCUUGGUGAUGGAGGAAAGGAAAUUUCGUACCGUCACCUUCUUGUUCCAACUAAGGACCAGAUUGCGUACCGCAGACAGCUCAAUCUAGAGCUCCUUGGCUCCCCACAUUCCCCUGCAGUGAGAAAGAUUCCAGGCCACCCACUAUCCAUACAGUGGGACAGAGGUGACUCUGAUAACUCACUUCUAGAACACACCACAAACGUCUUGCCCUAUGACCCCAUGGAGCUAGAUGACCCUGGAUUGCAUGCUGGGAAGCACAGCAAGGUCAUGACCUUUACAUCAUAUAUGGUGUCCAUUUUAGAUUACACCAAACCCUCAGAGCUGAAGAAAGACAUCAAUCAGAAGUUCAAGGACAAGUUUCCACACAUAGACUUGUCCCUCAGCAAACUACGAAGUAUCAAGCGAGAAAUGAAGAAGAUAGCUGUUGAUGCAGGCACUAUGGAGAUGCUGACUCUAGCCCAUGCCUAUGUGUACUAUGAGAAACUAGUCCUGUAUGGCAAAAUCAAUAAGGAGAACAGAAAGUUAUGUGCAGGUGCUUGCUUGACCUUGGCCGCCAAACUGAGCGACACAAAAGGUGCCGAUUUGCAGAAUCUCAUCAAGGAGAUUGAGGACACAUUCCGAGAAAACCGUAAGGAAUUCCUGCAGCUAGAGUUCCCCAUCUUGGUGGCGCUAGAGUUCAGUCUACACCUACCUGAGAGUGUUGUGCUGCCCCACUACAGACGCAUCGCCCAGCUGACAUGACCCAGGCCCCCUAGAGUUCCCUAUCUUGGUGGCGCUAGAGUUCAGUCUACACCUACCUGAGAGUGUUGUGCUGCCUCACUACAGACACAUCGCCCAACUGACAUGACCCAGGCCCCCUAGAGUUCCCUAUCUUGAUGGCGCUAGAGUUCAGUCUACACCUACCUGAGAGUGUUGUGCUGCCCCACUACAGACGCAUCGCCCAGCUGACAUGACCCAGGCCCCACAUGGCUGGUGGACGUCCAGCAAGAGCCCAAAUUCUGCCAGUUUAUUAAAUCUCAUACCACCUGUGUAUUUAGACUC